CGGCGCGCUUUCUCCUGCACGCGCUACCGGUACGUGCGGGUGCGGAGGCUACCCUGAGAGUCCGGCGUGCUCGGAGCCCGCGGGACCCGGAUUGGCCCUGGGUCGUAGGAGCAUCUUGCAUCCGUCGACUUUGGAGGCCCCGCCGAGUGGGGGCCACGCGAGACAGUGGCCACAACUAAGGAGGAGCCAGAUGUGCAAAGCAGGUGUGAAAGCCAGGCGGGCAGCAGCCUCAGAGAUGAAGGCCUGCACGAGGGGCCGGUGGACACCAGUGCGCACGUGGGGUUGAACCGCGCUGCCCUGUGGCCACAAGAUUCCGGCCCCGAGAACAUGACAACAGCCCAGAACGGCCAUGGGCGACUUGCUGCAAUCCCCUGUUCAGUCUCAGAACCGCCAGACCCCAACAUGGUUAUUUACCCAGCCUGCCAGAAUGGGGGAUGCACUGGUGACAAGGAAGCCCAGGACUCCAGGCUAGGCCCUGCCAGGUUUGUGCGCCUCUUCUCGGUGAGCAGGAAGAGGACAGGCGCCAACCCUGAGAGGCCCCGCUCCAUGGUCCUGAUGGGGCACUCCUCCACUUGGAACGCCUUGGCCUCCUUUCGGAAGAUGGGAUCUUUUAAAAAACUGAAGUCCUCUGUCCUUCAAGGAAUUCAAAAUCGAGAGGGGUCUGAUGCAGCCAAGGAGGAGGCCUCGGAGCCUGAUUUGGGCCCAGCUCUCCCAAAUGGGGCAGCCGUGGUAGUCCCAGCAGGGAGGCGCGGCUCCUCAGAAACCCCCAGCGGACUCCCCCAGCCUGGGCCCACCUCCGACGGCUCGGAGCCCGAGGAGGCGGACGACGCCUUCCAGAGGAGCACGCACCGCUCCCGCAGCCUGCGCCGUGCCUACGGCCUGGGCCGCAUCAGCCUCCGGGACUGCGAGCACCACGGCCUGCCCUUGCCCUCCGCCAUCCAGGAGCCCCCAGUGUGCGCCAUCCUUGUGAAAGACUCCGAGAACAACAGCAUCGCCUACCAGAGGAGCAAGAGCACCGACAACCUGAACUUCCUGAAGAAGGGCUCCUUCAAAAGGAAGUCUGCCUCCAACCUCGCGGACCUCCGGAUGGUGUCCGACAGGCCCACGCCCCGACGGACGCUAAGCAGCAGCUCUGCGGACUCAGAGAAGCUCGGCGGGUCUGAAAGGAGGACGAAACGCUGGAAGAGCCCCAUCAGGGCCAAGGACUUUGACCGAGUCCUCAGGCUGGUGAGCAGUGCCACGGAGGCAGCCUUGAAGCGAGAGCGUCCCAGGAGCGGGGCGUCCAGCCCCAGUGACCCCGCUCCGCGGCCCAGGCCCCGCAGCCGCCUGCAUGAAGACUACUCGCGCCGGGUGUCCAGCAGCGUGGAGCUGGAGCGGAGGAGGUGCGCCACUGCCCCAGGUUUCAGCCCGGCUGGCCUGCGUGACCCCCACGUGGACGUGGAGACUGCGGUGUUUCCUCUUGAGGACCAAAGCAACGAUCCUUGCGCUGGUAGCUCAUCACCGAAUUCAACUGCCCAGGAAGUAUCGCGCCAAGAUUCCCAUGAACCAAAACCUGGCAGCCAGCUUAUGUUGGAACCUGAGCAGCCUGUUACGCCGCUAAGGCCCACCGCACCCAAGCCCCCCAGCCCUCAGAGCCCAGGCACAGGAAAUGUCAAAUGUGCCAACAAUCUCAGCGCCCUAUCCUUGAGUUCAGUGGACAGUGACGGAAGGGCAGAAGGUCUUGUGUCCUUCCCAGAUUCGGUGCAAGUCACAUGUGACAGAGGCAGUGAGGACAGUGGUUCCAGCAGCCACCCUCAGCUGAGCCUUGGCGGGGCUUCAGGUUUAGAAGAAAAGGAGGAGGAGGUUUUUACUGAGGAAUCCUGGAGGCGGGGCUCAUCCCUGGAGGAAGAAAGGACAGAGCCUCAGAGGAUCUCCAUCUCCAGGAGGAGGUGGGGCUCUGGGAGAAGGUCAAGGCCUCGCCCACUCUCAGACUAUGGCCAGUUGGCCAGCCGAAGCCUGUCUAUUCCUGAAGACUCCAUUGCUGUGGACCCCCAGAAGGAGGACGUGAUGGACAGUGGCCGCCAGCUGAGCAUGGCCUCCACGGUCCCUGCAGACCAGAAGGCUGCUGUGGGCUGCCCCAAAGGAGGCCAGAGAAGACGCCCCAUCUCUGUGAUAGGUGGGGUCAGCUUCUAUGGGAACAGCCAGACAGAAGCAAUAGAGAAUCUUCUAACCCAACCAGCAGCCAGGCCUCCCGUGCCAGCUCACCAGGUGCCACCCUACAAAGCCGUGUCAGCCCGGUUCCGGCCGUUCACAUUUUCCCAGAGCACCCCCAUUGGGCUGGACCGCGUGGGGCGACGGCGGCAGAUGAGAGCGUCCAACAUUUCCUCAGAUGGGGGCACUGAGUCGUCGGCUCUAGCGGAUGACAACGGCAGUGAGGAGGACUACAGCUAUGAAGACCUCUGUCAGGCCAGCCCCAGAUACCUGCAGCCGGGCGGGGAGCAGCUGGCCAUCAACGAGCUGAUCAGCGAUGGCAGCGUGGUGUGUGCAGAAGCCCUGUGGGACCACGUGACCAUGGAUGAUCAGGAGCUGGGCUUCAAGGCAGGAGAUGUCAUCCAGGUUCUGGAAGCCUCUAACAAGGACUGGUGGUGGGGCCGGAGCGAGGACAAAGAAGCCUGGUUCCCCGCCAGCUUUGUCAGAUUGCGAGUCAAUCAGGAAGAGCUGUCCGAGAAUUCCAGCAGCACCCAGGGUGAGGAGCCGGAGGAGGAUGCUGGCAAGAACCGCCAUAAACACUCGGAGAGCAAGCACCAGAUGAGGACCAACGUCAUCCAGGAGAUCAUGAACACCGAGCGGGUAUACAUCAAGCACCUCAAGGACAUCUGUGAGGGCUAUAUUCGACAGUGUCGCAAGCACACGGGAAUGUUUACUGUUGCGCAACUAGCCACCAUUUUUGGAAACAUUGAAGACAUUUACAAAUUCCAAAGAAAGUUCCUGAAAGACCUUGAGAAACAGUACAAUAAAGAGGAACCUCAUUUAAGUGAAAUAGGAUCCUGCUUUCUUCAACAUCAAGAGGGCUUCGCGAUCUAUUCCGAGUACUGUAACAACCACCCAGGCGCCUGCGCCGAGCUGGCCAACCUGAUGAAGCAGGGCCGGUACCGGCACUUCUUCGAGGCCUGCCGCCUGCUGCAGCAGAUGAUUGACAUCGCUAUUGAUGGCUUCCUGCUCACGCCCGUGCAGAAGAUCUGCAAGUACCCCCUGCAGCUGGCCGAGCUGCUCAAGUACACCACCCAGGAGCACAGUGAUUACAAUAACAUAAAGGCAGCAUAUGAGGCCAUGAAGAACGUAGCCUGUUUGAUCAAUGAGCACAAACGCAAGCUGGAAAGCAUAGACAAGAUAGCCCGGUGGCAAGUGUCCAUCGUGGGUUGGGAGGGACAGGACAUUUUAGACCGAAGCUCAGAAUUGAUCCAUUCUGGGGAGCUGACCAGAAUCACUAAGCAAGGCAAGAGCCAGCAGCGGACAUUCUUUCUGUUCGACCACCAGCUGGUGUCUUGCAAGAAGGACCUGCUGCGCAGGGACAUGCUCUAUUACAGGGGCCGUGUGGACAUGGAUGACAUGGAGCUCGUGGACCUAGAGGAUGGGCGGGACAAGGACUGGAAUCUCAGCGUGAAAAACGCCUUCAAGCUCGUCAGCAAAACCACUGAUGAGGUGCAUUUGUUUUGUGCCAAGAAACAAGAAGACAAGGCGAGGUGGCUGCAGGCGUGUGAGGAUGAAAGGAGACGGGUGCAGGAGGACCAGGCGAUGGGAAUGGAAAUUUCUGAAAAUCAAAAGAAACUAGCCAUGUUAAAUGCUCAAAAGGCAGGACAUGGAAAGUCAAAAGGCUACAGUGGCUGUCCCGCGGCCCCGCCACACCAGAGCUUACACCCCAUGCAUCAGCGCCACGUCACCGUGCCCACCAGCGUCCCUCAGCAGCAGGUGUUCGCCCUGGCAGAACCCAAGAGGAAGCCUUCGCUGUUCUGGCACACCUUCCACAAACUCACCCCUUUCAAGAAAUGAAACGGGAGGGCCGCACUUGGACUGUGCUCAAUCCAAGGACACUCUAUGGCCCCGGUGCUGGAAACUUCUUUUGGGGGUGAAUACAGACGAGAAGGACUUGGGCUCACCUUCAGUCUUCAGAGACGCAGCUGCCUCCUUGGAAGGGGGAGAAGGUGGUGAUGCUUUCACAUGCACAGGAACCUUCUGUGACCUGUGCCAAGGGGGCCGAGACUGAGGACCUGGUGACGUGCUCUAAAGUGAGUGCUGAGCAGAGAGCCCUGCGAGCCUCGCUGAUGACGAGUGUGCUGCAGCCCAGGUCCACAGUGCUGCGAGGAGGGGAGGAAGGGCGGGUGACGUAGCGCUUUUGCAUUUGAUUUGAAGGGAAUGGUGGUCCUCGGGUUGGUGCGAGACUGCCUGUCGCUGGCACGGGAAAGCCCUGCUUCUCUCCCCUGGUAUUAGGAGGGGAAUUACCACAGACGUCGUGUUCCCAGGUGUCAUCUGAAUCUACGCCUUUGCCACGUGGGAGUGCGGUCUUCAUCCUGCCUGGUUGCUCUGCCCUUGCAGGCUGGAGGGGAAAGCAGGAUGAGCCUGUUGCGUGGCAGGGAGGUCUGCAAGCACAGCAGCUGACUUCAGCCUCCCGACGGUGAGGCUGCUUUCCAGAGAGGGAGGGAGGCAGAGGAAACCCUACGCGGGCUAGGUUGGCCCUUCUCAAGUCAGGUACUCUCCUGCCCACGCGCAGUGUGUAAACUCCAUGAGCAGAAACCAUGUCUACGCACACAUCAUAACCUAAGAACAUUCAGACAUAUCUGUUUGCAAUAUAAAAAUCCAUUCACUUUAAUGUAAAGUGAUUAUGCAAAUGCACCAAUCAAAAGGCAUUCUUACUGCAUCAGUUACUCCUGGCGCCCUUGACAAUUAAAUUAUAAUGGCAUUUACAGCCCCCUGAGAAAGCAUGAGCUUCCGAGCAGUCCAGCUGCAGAUGCGGAGUGCACUUGGUUGCAUAAACCCGAAUAGUAGUGCUAACUGUGCCAUUAUUAGCAUGUCAACAAGUGUCUACAGAGUCCACUUUAUAAAAGAGACCUUAACAAAAUAUAUCUAGACUCAGAGAGCAGUCUUUUUUUAACGAGGGCCACAUGGGCUGAUACCUAUCAACAGUUUUUUCCUAGUCUUUGCCUAUAAUGUAAAUUUUGUUGAAACCAACUUUUACGUAUGUCUGGAGAAGACAGUCUCUGCAAGCGAGAUGCCAUUGUAUUUACUUAGUGCACUGGAUGGGCGGGUGUUGUAUGACACCAUUUGUGGUUUUCUAUUUGAGAAUCUCUUUUUUGUAUGCUACUCUCAGAAAGUUCUUUUUUCUACUAGACCCAUGCUUGAGAAUAAACAAACCUGUGCUGUCAAAUGCGGAGGUGUAACCUGAGUCUCUGGGUGCAUGGUUCCUCCCCUCUCUACAUCUUCCCCACACCCGGAGCUGUUCCUGAUGGAGGUGAAGUCCUGUAACAAGGAGACAAAAUCCUGGACCUCUUGGGUGAAGCUUAGCACGACGUAAUGUAGCAGUUUGUCAGAAAGUCAUUCCUGCUCUUGAGCCCACUCUGCACCUCCGUGUGCUCCCUGCUGGGCAUGUGGCUGGGAGGUCGUACCGCCCCAUGGCCGAUGACCCCGGCCGCUUCUGUGAGGAAGUUUCUAAGGAGGUGCUGUAAGUGCGUGCGCGAGCAUGGGUGUUUCAUUUUUGAGUAGACAUCUCAAUUUCAGUUACAUUUAUAUAACUGACCCUUUUACUAACAAAAAAUGAUAUAUUUUGUAAACUAUACUAAAUAUGCUUUUUGUGGGCCCCUCAGCAAUAACUAUAGGGGUCCUUGUGCUAAAUAGAAUUGUUUGUAUAUACAGCAGUUUUGAACAGUUGGUUGUGUUUUGUUUUUAAUAUAACAGAAUUAUGUUAAGGAAGCAAAGAGAAUUAUUUGCUUAGGUUAUAUUUUAAAUGAGUAUUCAGCGAGUUAAGAGCCACUCAGUGGGCUUCCACUUACUAAUAUUUAUUAAUGGGCAAUGAAGAAAUGCUUUAAGUUCUGUGACCAGUCCCGACUUAUUUCCCAGCUGAGCCCUAACGUUGGUCCCCACCGCUCGUUCAUGGGCUCCUACCAAGAACAGGAAGCUCGGAGCCCUGGGCCUGCAGGGCCCUGGGGUCUGUUAGCUCUGUGCUAUGUGAGAGUCACCUGAUCAAAGAUCUGUUUUUUGUGGAUCCUGCUUGGGUUUUCAGUUGAUUUUGAAAACUGCUAAAAUAGAUUUAAAAAGACAGAACGUUCUUUGACCUCUAAGUCAGCAUGUCUAGCUUUGGUUGUUUUACCAAAUGCCUGAGAUCUAUAAAGAAUAGAUGGCUCAAGUAGUCUAAUUUUAGUUUGCCAAGCUUCCUUCUUGACUUAAGUCACAUAUUCCACUUGGAAAAAAACAGCCUCUAUAUGCAUUACAUAUGAAUGUCAUUGGGAAUCUCACUUUCUCUGUCUUUCUUUCUCUCUUUUUUUAACCCUACAUUGCAUAAAAUUGUGGACUAAAAAAAAGAAGAGCUGAUACAGAAUUUUGAUGACUUUCACCUAUUCUAUCAUUCAUAUUCCAGAAUUUGACAACUCUAUUGAAAGACAGUUGCACUGGCCUUGGGUCAAGAGCAACCCAAUGUUGGCCAUACCUAAAAUGCAGGGCAACUUUGCAGUAGAUAAAAGCAAUCAUAAAAUGGGAUAUUUAUAAAAUUCUGGAGAAGUAGCAUUCUUUGUCUUUGGGCUGAAAACUAGAAAAAGAGUGGCAGCAGCUUGCCAGAGCUUUGAUGGGACCAUCUGCAUAGUUUGUUUUCAGUAGAUCUGAUCUCUUUCACCUGGGUCUGAUAUUGUAGUUGAAAACAUUUCAUUUCCAUCUGGCUGCUAUUUCUGAAUAUUGUUGUGUCUUUGUAUACCUAAUCUAGAUAAGGACUAACUUCGUGCCUGUUCAGAAAAUCCCUUCAAUCCUAGACACAGAGCAAAACUGCAUUUAAUUGAAAAUUUGGUUCACAAUAGAAAUCUCUUGCAAAAGACAUGGGAUGCGGUAUUUUACCAAUUGGAGAUAAUAAUAUGCCCAAAUUGCUGGUAUUCCUCAAUAAAGUCAACUUAUUUAGCCAGAGUAGAACAGCCUGAUUAUCUGGAGUUAGAGGGGAGAAAACAGAUGUGUCCCUCACAGGACAGUGCCAACAAGCGUGAAUACAUGUCCUUUCAAGGCUACAGGACACACACAAAUCAACUAGGUCAAACUGCACAAAAACAGCCAUCCCCUGCAAUAAACUUAACCUACAUAUUGUUCUCUCUGUUAAAAUUUCACGUGGCUCAUGCUGCUCUCAGGAUGGACAUGGUGAAAGUGGAGUUCAAAAGAUUUUGAAAAAAAAAAUAAGUAAAAACUAUCUGAUCUUGAAGAGCCCAAAAGUUUAAAUAUUUGAUGCAAAUGUACUUAGCUACAAUAUACAUAACAAUAUUGCAUUUAGUUAUUCCAUAGGCAUCAACAUUUGUGUUUAGAAAACACUUCAAUUGAGGCUGUGAUUUCAUACUUAGUCUCUUUUGUAAGUAUUAGGAUCAUUCAUGUUUGACUUAUGUACUUUGCAAGGGUUUUAGUAACCUUUACAUUUCAACCCAUCAAUAAUCAAGAUGAUGUUACCUGUAUAAAUUGUGACAGCUUCCAAACUGAUGAAUUGGCUGUCGACAGGUGAAAGAUGUUAUACAAGAUUGCUGUAACUUGAAAUGUAUUUUUGUUGAAUGAAGUUUUUGUAAAACAUAUAUAUAUAUUUACAAUGUUAUUUGAAUGAUUUGUUGUAAAUGCUGUGAAUCUAUAUUUGUUUUGUA
This is a messenger RNA of Pteronotus mesoamericanus, 7850 nucleotides long. RefSeq names its product spermatogenesis associated 13 (gene SPATA13). The record is from RefSeq and is a predicted model, not a curated record. Lineage: Eukaryota; Metazoa; Chordata; Mammalia; Chiroptera; Mormoopidae. Gene Ontology annotation, molecular function: protein binding; guanyl-nucleotide exchange factor activity. Bases 328 to 4029 code for a protein of 1233 amino acids. The transcript has 13 exons.